AUGUUCUUCAAUGAAAAAAUAAAGAUAAUGCCUCUCGGUGCAGGAAACGAGGUGGGGAGAUCGUGUGUUAUUGUUGAGUGCGGGGGUAGGACUAUAAUGCUGGACUGCGGGGUACAUCCUGCAUACACUGGAAUGGCGUCUCUUCCUUUUCUGGACCUUGUGGACCUGUCCAAGAUAGAUGCAGUGUUCAUCACCCACUUCCAUCUGGACCAUGCUGCCGCCCUGCCGUUUUUGACGGAGAAGACGAGCUUCAGGGGAAAGGUGUACAUGACACAUCCCACAAAGGCCAUUCUCAAGUGGCUUCUGAACGACUACAUCAGAAUCAUCAAUGCAUCGUCUGACACGGAUUUCUACACGGAGACCGACCUGGUCAAGUGCUACGACAGGAUCAUACCGAUUGACUAUCACCAGGAGGUCAAUGUGAAGGGAAUCAAGGUCAAGGCCCUGAAUGCAGGACAUGUGCUGGGGGCUGCCAUGUUUCUGGUUGAAAUAGAAAAGAGCAAAAUCCUCUAUACAGGAGACUUCAGCAGGGAGGAAGAUAGGCAUCUCAAGGCAGCAGAGUCUCCUGGAUGCAAGAUAGAUGCAUUGAUAACCGAGUCUACAUAUGGAGUCCAGUGCCACCUCCCAAGGGCAGAAAGAGAAGGGAGAUUUACAAGUAUUGUCCAGAAUGUUGUCCAAAGAGGAGGAAGAUGCCUUCUUCCUGUGUUUGCUCUUGGAAGGGCACAGGAGCUGCUUCUUAUUCUUGAGGAGCACUGGGGCUCGAACACCUCACUGCAGAAGAUCCCGAUCUACUAUGCAUCUGCACUGGCAAAGAGAUGCAUGGGGGUGUAUCAGACAUACAUAGGAAUGAUGAAUGAGAGGAUUCAGAAGCUGAGUCUUGUUAGGAAUCCGUUUGCAUUCAAGUAUGUCAAGAACCUGAAGGGGAUAGACUCGUUUGACGACGAGGGCCCGUGUGUGAUUAUGGCGAGUCCUGGAAUGCUUCAGAGCGGACUUUCGCGAGAUCUCUUUGAGAGGUGGUGUUCUGAUAGUAAGAACGCGGUGAUAAUACCUGGAUACUGUGUGGACGGGACUCUUGCAAAGGAGAUCCUGAGCGAGCCCAAGGAGAUAGAGGCGAUGAAUGGAAAGAAGCUUCGGCUCAACAUGUCAGUGGAAUACAUUUCGUUCAGUGCGCAUGUGGAUUUUACACAGAACAGCCAGUUUAUUGAGGAGUGCCAGCCUAAGUAUCUCUUCUUUGUGCACGGAGAGAUGAAUGAGAUGCAAAGGCUCAAGAAUGUGAUACAGCAGAGGAAUGAAAAGAGGGGGGUUGAGAUGGUACUCUAUACUCUUCGGAAUGGGGAGGAGGCAGGGUUUGAUCUGGCAAAGGACAACGAGGCGAAGAUCUUUACCGGGGUUGAAGGAGAGUUUGAGGGGAUUAUUAUAGGGACUGAGGAUGACAUCAGGAUAUAUAAGAGAGAUGAGCUGAUUGAGUCGAAAUACAAGGAGAUGUGUAUAUAUGAGAGACAGAGGAUUCCAUACAAUUCCACAGCCGUUCUCCUGAAGCAGGUUCUUGUGGAUGGAUUUGAGGAGCUUGUUGAGGUUGAGUCUGGAUUCAUGGUCGGAAAUGUACAUAUUGUGCUGUCUGGACAGGAGGUCGUGCUUGAAUGGAAGAGCAGCUAUACGGAUGAUGUUUUGGCAAUAUCUAUAAGCAAGAUGAUAUCUGACAUUGGGUUGAAGACCAAGAGUGUUAGGCUGAGUAAGAUGGGAAAGAAGGAGCUAUUGGUGAGUGUUUUGAAGAACCACUUCAUGGUUGAGAAAGAGAACGAUGAUAUAAAGGUUAUGAAUGGAGAUAUGAUGGCGCGAAUUAGUGGUGAUGGUGUGACUGGAGAUGCUGGGAUAGUGGACAAGAUAAAUGAGUGUAUCAAAAAGAUAGAGGCGAUAUAUUUGAGAGAUUAG
This is a messenger RNA of Encephalitozoon cuniculi GB-M1, 1932 nucleotides long. RefSeq lists its product as uncharacterized. Gene Ontology annotation, molecular function: RNA binding; 5'-3' exonuclease activity; RNA endonuclease activity. Gene Ontology annotation, biological process: mRNA 3'-end processing by stem-loop binding and cleavage. Bases 1 to 1932 code for a protein of 643 amino acids. The record is from RefSeq and is marked provisional. The transcript has a single exon. NCBI's taxonomy places the organism in Eukaryota, Fungi, Microsporidia, Unikaryonidae. Gene Ontology annotation, cellular component: mRNA cleavage and polyadenylation specificity factor complex.